Thermothielavioides terrestris NRRL 8126 is the source of this 315-nucleotide messenger RNA. RefSeq lists its product as uncharacterized. Lineage: Eukaryota; Fungi; Ascomycota; Sordariomycetes; Sordariales; Chaetomiaceae. Bases 1 to 315 code for a protein of 104 amino acids. The transcript has a single exon. The record is from RefSeq and is a predicted model, not a curated record.
AUGUGUCUCACGGUGCCUGUGGACUCGGCUUGCCCUUUUCCCCUUGUGAUCCAGGGACCCAUGUGGCUCCGCAAGACCUGCUUCGAGGGCACUGUAGCAGACUCACACCCCAGGUCAGGUAUGCGGCGGCCAACCGUCCGUCGCACAAAAUGGUACAUCGACAUGAUAGGCGAUGACUCCAAGAACAUGAGCGAGCUUGUUCCCGGUUUGCCCGUGGACCCUGACAAGCACUUGCUCAAGUGGGGGAAAUAUCGCGGCGACCUCGAGAACCUGCUCAAAUGCCAGAGAGACUCGGUGCUGAGCCAGCUCGAUUAA